CAAAAGUACUGUUUUUUAGGUAUUUUUUAACAAUUUUUCCUAAUGUUUAUUAUGUUAAGAAGAAAAGCAUAUGAUAGAUUAUAAUCAAGAUCUUUACCCAAAUUAAAUUCUUUAUUCACUAAUGAAAUAAAUUUUAUAAAUUAAUUUUAUAAAGCAGAUUAUAAUUUUGGUAUAUUUAAGUGUUCUGAUAAUUUCAUACAAAAUGAUUACUUUUUUCUAGUUCAAGUAUUAAAGGAAUUAUGAAUUAAUGUUGUUUUUAAUACUCCUUUUUUUGGCAGAUUGAUACUUAUGACAUGUCUUAUAUGUUGCCAAUAAACAUGAUUUUUUAUUUUUUUUGUCCCAUCUAACGUUAUGAUAUUUUUUUCUCUUUUGUUCGCAGUUAAUAACUGCAAGUAAACAAAUUUGACCAAUGUUUUUUUUGCUGUUAGUAACUGCGAACAUACCUAACCUUAGAUUCGGACAUGAAGACGUUUAUUUUUGGAAUUAAGUUUACCUGAAGCUCAUUCUUUUUUUUUUUUGUUAAAAUUACUUCUUUGUUUCAAAUUUUCGCCAAAUAGCCUGUGGCCCAAUUUUUUUUCAAAUAUUUUUUAAUACUUUAUACAAAAGUAAUAUUUAAAAGAUCAAAUUCAAGAUUUAAAUGGUCAAAUCUAAGGCUUAAAAGAUUAAUUUCAAGACUUAAGUCGAUUUGGUUUUAUUUCUUAAAUUUAAUACUCCCUCCUAUUUACCUUAAGUGUCUCACUUUUUUAUUUGAUUAAGUACCUUAAAUGUCUCAUUUCGAUUUUGACUAAGUUAACUUUAUCAAUUUACUCACAUUAAAAUUAACAUUUUUACACCUUUACACCUGCUAACUCUGCUUUAUGCAUAUUAAAAUUUAAAAACGUUACACUUUCUUCUUUUACAUGUGGUUCCAUUUAACCACCUAAAAAAUGGGGAAAAGUUAAAUGGCACACAUUAGGUGAAUAAGAGGAGUAUUAUAAAUAUCUAAUUUCAAGACUUAAAAGACCAAAUUAAAGGCUUAGUAGACUAGUUCCAACAUUAUCUUGAAUUUGACAUUUUAAAUCUCAAAUUUGGAUUGAAAAAAUAAAAUCAUAGGAGUGUAUAUAAAAAAAAAUUACUAAUUGGGCCUUUGUUAAAGUUAAUGCUUGAAAUUGACUGUAACAUUUGGGAAAUUAAUAAUUUAAGAUAAGUGAGUUUAUGAGAAUUAUUAGUGCGAGAAUGAUCUUAAAAACACAUGACAUAAAAUAUUCUCAAUUUAAUUCCUCACCUCUUUUCCUCUUCUUUCAAAUUGAUGAUGAAAACAAAAAAAAACCCUCCUCUCUUCUUCCUCACGUAUACCAACCCAAAACAACCAGACAACCAUUUUUCUUCUCCCUCCCAUUCGUAUGAGCAUAUCAAACCCAAGAACCAAGAGCACCUUCCUCAUUCAUGCCGUUCCUUCUGAAAUUGGCCGAGUUCUUGGUCUUCUUCCUCAUUCAAUCCAUUGAUUUUUGAGUAAACCAAGUUCCAUGGAUGUCUUACUCUUCUUGUCGAUUGUUGGUGUAAACAAACUAAGGUUUGAAUCUCUCAAUUUCUAUUUGUAAUUUUAUUCUAUUCUUCUUUAAUAUUCUGAUUUUCUUCUCAAGAUUCGAACCCUAGCCAUCUUUGAUUGGAAUUUCAUGUAAUAUCAACAAGAUAGCAAUUGAACCCUUUCCUUUCCCAAGUCUCUAUCCAGCCGAAAUGGGGAAAAACAAGUGGAAUUUGGUCUUGUUUGUUUAAGCAUCGAAAAUUCAAGACAAACAUCAAUUUUUGAAGCCUGUUUUGUUGUGUUCCUUGCUAAUCAUCAAAACAGAAGGAGGCGACAUCAUCGAGGAACCCUUCUAGUGAUCGCGGAGAAACAGACUUAGCUAGCGUUCUUGAAAAUCCAUGGAAGAACAAGAGAUUUUCUCUCUAUCAAAUCAUCAAAACCAAUGGAGUCAGAUUCAAGAUCAACUCAGAAAGAAAUUAGUGAUAGAAGAUGACUUUUCAUGGGAAUUCCCAUCAACAUCAUCCUCUUCAUCUUCAUCUUCAUCUUCAUCUUUUGUGGAUUUAGAAGGUAGAGAAAAGAAAAAAGAGGUAUUGAAGUAUGUGGGAGGGGUGGACAUAAGUUUCUUAAAGGAAGAUCCAUCAAUUGCUUGUGGGUCCCUUGUGGUUUUGGAAUUUGACUCAUUGAAUCUUCUAUAUCAUGAUUUUUCUGUUGAAAAGAUUAAUGUCCCAUAUGUUCCUGGUUUCCUUGCUUUCAGAGAGGCUCCUAUUCUUCUAAAGCUUUUGGAUAAAAUGAAGAAAAAUGGUCACCCAUUUUUUCCCCAGGUACUGAUGGUUGAUGGCAAUGGUCUCCUUCAUCCUCGAGGGUUUGGAUUGGCUUGUCAUCUUGGAGUUAUGGCUGAUAUUCCUAUAAUCGGAGUUGGAAAAAAUUUACAUCAUGUCGAGGGUCUAAACCGCUUGGAAGUUAGAAACAAUUUGGAGGUUGUUGACGGUAAAGAGUUGGUUUAUUUGAGUGGAAACUCUGGACGUACCUUGGGUGUGGCGAUGAGAUCCGCUAUAGGUGCUUUAAAGCCUAUAUAUAUUUCGAUUGGUCACCGUAUUUCACUUGCUACGGCCAUGAAGAUUGUGAACACAACUUGCAAGUACCGUGUGCCCGAGCCAAUUAGACAGCAGGCUGAUAUAAGGUCGAGAGAGUAUCUUCGCAAGCAUCAAUUUGAACCGCAAAGUUUCUGACAAGGUGAAUUCUAGAACUAGUCCUUCCAACUUCUAUGAUAUCGCGGUCAUUGCAACCUAUAUUUCGGUCGUGUUCAACUCAAAACCGUUAUAGUACGGUCGCGUUGCAGUGAUGUGGCCUUGUUUGUGCACUAUGGGUGGAAGCAUUCCGACUUUUAAACUAGAUCAAAGUUGGGAAAAGAUGGGAGAAUUUAAUAUUAUUCUUGGUAACUUUACCUUUAAAUUUGCGACAUAAAACUUCUCCGUAGUGCUAAUACUGUUCUGUUUGAGCUGUAUACAUUAUGGUCUUAUGAUCAUGAGUUUGUUUGUCCCAGAAUUCCAUGUUGGUAGCGUCUCAGCUUAACUUCACAAGGAACAUGGAUCUGUGUUUAAACCACUUGUAUCAAUAAGUACAUUCUUAAAUUGCAUAAUUUUUAUUGCUUUGAACGUUGUGCAUGAGAACGCUCUACUGAACACUUAUAAGCUCAUUUCUUGUACAAGAUAUUAAUCUUGACUUUGCUUGA
Messenger RNA from Amaranthus tricolor (Joseph's coat), 3236 nucleotides. RefSeq lists its product as uncharacterized. NCBI's taxonomy places the organism in Eukaryota, Viridiplantae, Streptophyta, Magnoliopsida, Caryophyllales, Amaranthaceae. Gene Ontology annotation, molecular function: RNA endonuclease activity producing 5'-phosphomonoesters, hydrolytic mechanism; single-stranded RNA binding. Gene Ontology annotation, cellular component: nucleolus; cytoplasm. Gene Ontology annotation, biological process: DNA repair. The transcript has 10 exons. The record is from RefSeq and is a predicted model, not a curated record. The coding region runs from base 1903 to 2733 and encodes 276 amino acids.